AGCCCCACUCCGGCCAUGGCCGCGGCACCCACUCAGCCCCAGUCCAGAGAAAGACCCUGGAGCCUGGAGUCAGAGGCUCCUGUGCUUCGUAUCACAGCUCCCUUGCCUCCAGUGCCCACCCCAGGCCCAGGGGAAAGGCCCAGUACUACACCCCCUAGCAGAGCAUGGACUCCAACCCAGGAGGGUCCUGGAGACAUGGGCAGGCCAUGGGCUCCAGAGGUUGGGCCCCAGACCACGGGACUUGGGAUGGAGGGAACUAUCGCCACCUCUACAGCUUCAGGGGACGAUGAGGAGACCACCGCCACCAUCAUCACCACCACCAUCACCACCGUCCAGCCACCAGGCCCUUGUAGCUGGAAUUUCUCAGGCCCAGAGGGCUCUUUGGACUCCCCCAUGGCCCCCAGCUCACCUAUUGAUGUCGGCCUGGACUGUUUCUACUACAUCUCCGUCUACCCUGGCUACGGCGUAGAAAUCAAGGUCCAGAACAUCAGCCUCCGAGAGGGGGAGGUGGUGACUGUGGAGGGCCUGGGGGGGCCUGACCCGCUGCCUCUGGCCAACCAGUCUUUCUUGCUGAGGGGCCAGGUCAUCCGUAGCCCCACCCACCAAGCAGCACUGAGGUUCCAGAGCCUCCCACCACCUGCUGGACCUGGCACCUUCCAUUUCCACUACCAAGCCUAUCUCCUGAACUGCCACUUUCCCCGGCGUCCUGCUUAUGGAGCUGUGACUGUCACCAGCCUCCACCCGGGAGGCAGCGCCCGCUUCCGCUGUGCCACUGGCUACCAGCUGAAAGGUGCCAGAAUCCUCACUUGUCUCAAUGCCACCCAGCCCUUCUGGGAUGCCCAAGAGCCUGUCUGCAUUGCUGCCUGCGGUGGAGUGACCCGCAACGCCACCACCGGCCGCAUCGUCUCCCCGGGCUUCCCGGGCAACUACAGCAACAAUCUCACCUGCCACUGGCUGCUUGAGGCUCCCGAAGGCCAGCGGCUGCACUUACACUUUGAGAAGGUUUCCCUGGCGGAGGAUGACGACAGGCUCAUCAUCCGCAAUGGGGACAAUGUGGAGGCCCCUCCAGUGUAUGAUUCCUAUGAGGUGGAGUACCUGCCCAUCGAAGGCCUGCUCAGCUCCGGCCGACACUUCUUCGUGGAGCUCAGUACUGACAGCAGCGGGGCAGCCGCAGGCAUGGCCCUGCGCUAUGAGGCCUUCCAGCAGGGCCACUGCUAUGAGCCCUUUGUCAAAUACGGCAACUUCAGCAGCAGCGCCCCCUCCUACCCCGUGGGCACCACUGUGGAGUUCAGCUGUGACCCUGGCUACACCCUGGAGCAGGGCUCCAUCAUCAUUGAGUGCAUCGACCCCCACGACCCCCAGUGGAAUGAGACAGAGCCAGCCUGCCGAGCUGUGUGCAGUGGGGAGAUCACAGACUCAGCUGGUGUGGUGCUCUCCCCCAACUGGCCGGAGCCUUACAGCCGUGGGCAGGACUGCAUUUGGGGCGUGCACGUGGAAGAGGACAAGCGCAUCAUGCUGGAUGUCCGAGUGCUGCGCAUAGGCCCUGGUGACGUGCUUACCUUCUAUGAUGGGGACGACCUGACAGCCCGGGUCCUGGGCCAGUACUCAGGGCCCCGUGGCCACUUCAAGCUCUUUACCUCCAUGGCCGACGUCACCAUACAGUUCCAGUCAGACCCUGGGGCCUCGGUGCUGGGCUACCAGCAGGGCUUUGUCAUCCACUUCUUUGAGGUGCCCCGCAAUGACACCUGUCCGGAGCUGCCUGAGAUCCCCAAUGGCUGGAAGAGCCCGUCUCAGCCUGAGCUGGUACACGGCACAGUGGUCACUUACCAGUGCUACCCCGGCUACCAGGUGGUAGGAUCCAGUGUCCUCAUGUGCCAGUGGGACCUAACCUGGAGCGAGGACCUGCCCUCCUGCCAGAGAGUGACUUCUUGCCACGACCCCGGGGACGUGGAGCACAGCCGACGCCUCAUAUCUAGCCCCAAAUUUCCCGUGGGGGCCACCGUGCAGUACAUCUGCGACCAGGGCUUUGUGCUGACGGGUAGUGCCAUCCUCACCUGCCACGACCGGCAAGCCAGCAGCCCCAAGUGGAGCGACCGGGCCCCUAAAUGCCUCCUGGAACAGCUCAAGCCAUGCCAUGGCCUCAGCGCCCCUGAGAACGGUGCCCACAGUCCUGAGAAGCGGCUACACCCAGCAGGGGCUACUGUCCACUUCUCUUGUGCCCCUGGCUACGUGCUGAAGGGUCAGGCCAGCAUCAAGUGUGUGCCCGGGCAUCCUUCACAUUGGAGUGACCCUCCCCCCAUCUGUAGCGCUGCCUCUCUGGAUGGGUUCUACAGCGGCCGCAGCCUGGAUGUUGCCAAGACACCUGCUGCCUCCGGCACCCUGGAUGCCGCCCACAUUGCAGCUGCCAUCUUCUUGCCAUUGGUGGUGAUGGCGCUCUUGGUGGGAGGUGUGUACCUCUACUUCUCUAGGCUCCAGGGGAAAAGCCCCCUGCGGCUGCCCCAAACACGACCCCGCCCCUACGACCGCAUUACUGUGGAGUCAGCAUUUGACAAUCCAACUUACGAAAUUGGAUCUCUUUACUUUGCAGGAGACGAAAGAAUAUGAAGUCUCCAUCUAGUUGGGGCAGCCUGGAGGAGUCAGCUCAGCCCAGCAUCACAGCCCAGCAGCAGAGUUUCCAGCCUCCUGCUGUCCCUACACCUCCUGUACAUACCAUCUGGGAAGAGACGCCACCAAUCCCUCAAGAAGCUGUGCCCUUCCCCACCUGUAAUGCCCUCCAGGGCCCAUUUUCUUGGUACCACUGCCCACAUAGGGCCCUUCCUUGGGUUCAAGUCAGGGGGCAUCUGCCUCUGAGCAGAGCACAGCUGGAGCACAUGCAUCAGGAACCAGCAUUCUCCUGACUCUCCUUCAUGCCCUGGACCUCUAGCCUGGAAUCCACAAGCCGAGGAAGAGCACCUCUCUCCAGGUGACCACCAUCCAGCUCGGCAUGUGGCACCUUGCAGCGGGGUUAACUUGAUGGUGGUGGAAACUGCACCAGGAUGCUCCUCACAGGGCCAUCACUAGUGGCCAAAGCUGCUGUCAACAGUGACCUCUGGGUAGUCCUGGCAUGCUGACAUCAGCCCCUCGGGCGGGGAGGUCUCGAGUCCUUCUCUAAGGCCCCAGGAAUGGACAGUUCUGCUUCCUGGAGGCAAUAAUUCUAAGGGAUCCUAAGGGGCUUAGGGACCCUACCCGAAGCUCAGGUUGGGCUUCCCUAGGCACUCAUGCUCCACACCAAAGC
Messenger RNA from Prionailurus viverrinus (fishing cat), 3274 nucleotides. It is a transcript of the gene SEZ6, whose product is annotated as seizure related 6 homolog. The coding region runs from base 16 to 2604 and encodes 862 amino acids. The transcript has 16 exons. Gene Ontology annotation, cellular component: neuronal cell body; dendritic spine; dendritic shaft. The record is from RefSeq and is a predicted model, not a curated record. Gene Ontology annotation, biological process: synapse maturation; regulation of dendrite development. Lineage: Eukaryota; Metazoa; Chordata; Mammalia; Carnivora; Felidae.